GCCGCGGGCCCGCCGGCGCUCCCCGGCCCGCUCCCUCACGCUGACAUGGUCGCCGGCGAUGGACCCUCCCAGGACAGGAAGCCCUUACCAGCCCGCCAUUGAAGCUUUGGAAAGCCACCCAGAGAAAAAGUUUUACAAUGUGUCGAAGCUCGGAGGCGCCAAGUAUGAUACCCUGCCUUACUCCAUCCGCGUGUUGUUCGAGUCCAGCGUCCGCAACUGCGAUGGCUUCUUGGUGAAGGAGACGGAUGCUAUGAACAUCUUGGACUGGAAAACAAAACAGAACCAUGUUGAAGUGCCCUUCUGUCCUGCCAGAGUUGUUCUUCAAGACUUCACUGGAAUUCCAGCAAUGGUGGAUUUUGCUGCCAUGAGGGAAGCUGUGAGAAAUGCUGGAGGAGAUCCAGUGAAGGUCAAUCCUGCCUGCCCAACUGAUCUCACUGUUGACCAUUCUCUGCAGAUUGAUUUCAGCAAAUGUGCAAUCCAGAACGCUCCCAACCCCGGCGGGGGCGAGCAGAAGCCGCUGGCCCGGCUGUCCCCGCUGAAGCCGCCGCUGCGGAAGCCGCCCCCGUGCCGGGGCCACAGCGGCUGCCGGGGCCCGUGCGAGGCCGGCCGCAGCCCAGGGCCCUUCCCUGCGCAGAUCGAGAACACGCCCAUCCUCUGCCCCUUCCACCUGCAGCCUGUGCCUGAGCCUGAGACAGUAUUAAAAAAUCAAGAGAUGGAAUUUGGCAGAAAUAGAGAGAGGCUUCAAUUUUUUAAGUGGAGUUCAAAAGUUUUUGAGAAUGUUUCCAUAAUUCCACCUGAGACUGGAACAGCACAUCAAGUGAACUUGGAAUAUUUGUCCCGAGUGGUUUUUGAUGUGAAGGAUUUCCUGCACCCUGAUAGCGUGGUUGGCACAGACUCGCACACAACCAUGGUAAAUGGCUUGGGUAUCUUGGGCUGGGGCGUCGGGGGCAUCGAGGCGGAAGCGGUGAUGCUGGGAAUGCCGCUGACGCUGCCCCUGCCGGAGGUGGUGGGCUGUGAGCUCACAGGCACCGUCAGCCCCUUUGCCACUUCCAUAGACAUCGUUCUCAGCAUCACCAAGCAUCUUAGACAAGCUGAUGUCGCUGGAAAAUUUGUUGAGUUUUUUGGGAGUGGUGUUUCCCAACUGUCCGUAGCAGACCGAACCACAAUAGCAAAUAUGUGUCCUGAAUAUGGUGCUAUUCUGAGUUUUUUCCCUGUUGAUAAUGUGACAUUGAAGCACUUAAAGCAUGCAGGUUUUGAUAAGGCCAAGCUUGAAGUCACAGAAGCAUAUCUUAAAGCUGUGAAGUUAUUUAGAAAUUAUGAGAGUUCUUCCAGAGAGCCUGAGUAUUCCCAGGUAGUGCAAGUUAGUCUAAGUUCUAUAAUUCCAUAUGUCAGUGGCCCCAAGAGAUCCCAAGAUAGAGUGGCUGUUAAUAACAUGAAAAGUGACUUCCAAGCCUGCUUAAAUGAAAAGUCUGGUGUUAAAGGGUUUCAGAUUGCAGCUGAGAAGCAGAAUGACAUUGUGCCUGUUCAGUAUGAAGGAAAUGAAUACAAGCUGUCCCACGGCUGCGUUGUCAUUGCUGCAGUCAUCAGCUGUACAAACAAUUGCAAUCCAUCUGUCAUGCUUGCUGCAGGACUGCUGGCCAAAAAAGCUGUUGAGGCUGGCCUCGAGGUGAAGCCCUACAUCAGAACAAGUUUAUCCCCUGGCAGUGGCAUGGUCACACAUUACCUCAGUUCCAGUGGAGUAUUGCCAUACCUCAGCAAGCUUGGGUUUGAGGUUGUUGGUUAUGGGUGUUCCACCUGUGUUGGGAACACGGCCCCUUUGCCAGAAGCCAUCAGGAAUGCAAUAAAACAGGGAGAUCUCGUUGCCUGUGGGGUGUUGUCUGGCACCAAGAACUUUGAGGGCCGCCUGUGUGACUGUGUCCGUGCCAACUACCUGGCGUCCCCGCCGCUGGUCGUGGCCUACGCCAUCGCGGGCACCGUGCACAUCGACUUCGACACGGAGCCCUUGGGCACUGGCUUUAAUGGCAAAAGUAUUUACUUACGAGAUAUUUGGCCCACAAGACAAGAACUUCACACAGUGGAGGAAGAGCGUGUGAUAUCAUCCAUGUUUAAGGAAUUGAAAGAAAAGAUGGAGAAAGGAAACAAACGAUGGAAUUUACUGGAAGCACCAGAGUCGACUUUAUUUCCCUGGGAUUUAAAAUCUACUUAUAUUAGAUGUCCUUCCUUUUUUGAUAAACUUGCCAAAGAAGCAGCUCCCCCGCGGGCGGUUGAGAACGCGCACGUGCUGCUGUUCCUGGGGGACUCUGUCACCACGGAUCACAUUUCCCCUGCUGGGAGCAUUGCCAGGAGCAGUGCUGCUGCCAAGUACCUGACCAGCAAAGGACUCACACCUCGUGAAUUCAACUCUUAUGGGGCUCGAAGAGGUAAUGAUGCUGUGAUGACAAGAGGUACCUUUGCAAAUAUCAAGCUUCUCAAUAAGUUCAUAGGAAAACCAGCUCCUAAAACAAUUCACUUCCCAUCAGGACAAACGCUAGAUGUGUUUGAAGCAGCAGAGCUGUACCAGAAGGAAGGCAUUCCUGUCAUUAUUCUAGCAGGAAAGAAGUAUGGACUGGGUAGCUCAAGAGACUGGGCUGCAAAAGGACCUUUUCUACUGGGUGUUAAAGCUGUCCUAGCAGAGAGCUAUGAGAAGGUUCACAGGAGUCAGCUGAUUGGAAUUGGCAUUGCUCCACUUCAGUUUCGUCCUGGGGAAAAUCCAAGUACUCUGGGACUCACUGGCAGAGAGCAAUUUUCUAUAUUGUUCCCUCCAGACUUGUUGCCCAGAAUGACGUUGGAUGUUAAGACAAGCACUGGAAAAGUAUUCAGCGUGAUUGCCUUGUUUGAAAACAGUAUGGAGAUAACUUUAUACAAGAAUGGUGGAAGUCUGAACUUUGUGGCUCGAAGAUUCUUAUAGUAGCUACUGACUCUCUGGGUACCCUACAUAACUGGUAACUCAGCAAAGGCCUUGUGUGAACCCAGGAAUCUGUACUGUGGAACUGCAAACAGUCCUAGUGUGCUCAAAGUUACUUCGUCCAUGGAUGUAAAAGAUUGUGAAUCAUUGUAACUGCAACGAGAUCCUUUCUGAUUUUAAAUAAUAUUCUAAUGGUGCUAUUAAACAUUGCUAAAAUCAACAUGUGUAUUGUGACAAGAGAGCUGUAAGUAUGGAGGGGAUGUUUUAUCAGACCAUUUUGUAAAUAAACUAUGCGAAAUUGAAA
Melospiza georgiana is the source of this 3248-nucleotide messenger RNA. It is a transcript of the gene IREB2, whose product is annotated as iron responsive element binding protein 2. Gene Ontology annotation, molecular function: 4 iron, 4 sulfur cluster binding; aconitate hydratase activity; iron-responsive element binding. The transcript has 22 exons. Gene Ontology annotation, biological process: tricarboxylic acid cycle; citrate metabolic process. The record is from RefSeq and is a predicted model, not a curated record. Gene Ontology annotation, cellular component: mitochondrion; cytosol. Bases 59 to 2947 code for a protein of 962 amino acids. Lineage: Eukaryota; Metazoa; Chordata; Aves; Passeriformes; Passerellidae.